Linderina pennispora is the source of this 6003-nucleotide messenger RNA. RefSeq names its product glutamate synthase. Bases 313 to 5985 code for a protein of 1890 amino acids. The transcript has 18 exons. Lineage: Eukaryota; Fungi; Kickxellomycota; Kickxellomycetes; Kickxellales; Kickxellaceae. Gene Ontology annotation, molecular function: iron-sulfur cluster binding; glutamate synthase activity. The record is from RefSeq and is a predicted model, not a curated record.
AAAAAAGAAAAAGAAAUAUAGGUGCUUCAUUGAAUAUUAAUAGACAUCGCCUCGGCCCUUCUUCCUCAGCGUAUAUUUUUCUUCAUCUGUCUCCUAGGCGUUGCGUCUUCUGCGUUCUCUUCCUUCACAACAUCCCAACCCUCUUCAAUUGCUGGCUUAUAUUUUUCUACUUAUUUAGGCUAUAUACUACCCAGAUUCUCACAGGCAUUUCCUUUCAAGAUCCUUCCUUACCAAGGACUUUUCCCGUUUCUCCCGGAGGGUGACAUUUCAACUCAAUCUUGCAGCUACAUCAGAUUCCCAAACAUCAAUCCAAUGACUCUGGACUCCGCGACCAAUAUCCCCGGCGGCUAUGGCUGGGCCGGCGCCAUGCCGCAGAAGCAGGGUCUGUACGACCCCGAGAACGAGCGUGAUGCAUGCGGUGUUGGCUUCAUCAUCAACAUCAAGGGCCACGCCUCGCACAAGAUCCUGCACGACUCGGAAGACCUCCUCUGCAACAUGAGCCACCGCGGCGCCGUGGGUGCCGAUGAGCGCGACGGUGACGGCGCGGGAAUAAUGACCGCAAUGCCGCACAAGUUCCUGUCGAAGGCAUUUGCCCAACACUCCUGCCAGCUGCCAGUGCCUGGCCAGUACGCAACCGGCAACCUGUUUUUCCACAGCGACGCUGAGGUCGCCAGUGAAACCGGCCUGAGUGUGGCCGCCUGGCGCCAGGUGCCGCGCAACUCCAAGCUUUUGGGGCCGCCGCUGGUUGUGCCGACCGAGCUGUUGAAGAGGCUGUUUGUGGUGCGCAAGCGCGCACAGCAUGAGAUCGGCUUCGACAGGUGGUUCUAUAUUUGCUCGCUGGCAACGCGCAACAUUGUCUACAAGGGCCUGCUGACGCCAGCCCAGGUGCCCGAGUAUUAUGCGGACCUCCGUGAUGACGACUACGAGACGCAUUUUGCAUUGGUGCAUUCGCGCUUCAGCACAAACACGUUCCCGUCAUGGGAACGCGCCCAGCCGUUCCAUUGGUGUGCACACAACGGUGAAAUCAACACGCUGCGCGGAAACAAGAACUGGAUGCGCGCGCGCGAGGGCCUGCUCAAGUCGAGUGCGUUUGGCAGUGACAUCAGCAAGAUCUUCCCGAUCAUCGACGAGUAUGGGUCGGACAGUGCGGCAUUCAACAGUGUGCUGGAGCUGCUGGUGACAAGCGGGUCACUGUCGAUGCCCGAGGCCUGUGAUGGUGAUGGUGCCCGAGGCAUGCCCGCGGAGAAGCGUGCGUUCUACGAAUGGGCAUCAUGCAUCAUGGAGCCGUGGGAUGGCCCGGCGCUGUUCACAUUCAGUGACGGGCGGUACUGCGGAGCAUCACUGGACCGCAACGGGCUGCGGCCCGUGGGCACGGUGAAGAUUGCGCCGGAGCUGGUGCAGUCGAAGGGCCGGCUGAUGCCCGGGCGGAUGCUUCUGGUGGACACCAAGGCAGGCGAGGUAGUAGACGACGAGAAGCUGAAGCUCGGAUUUGCGCAGCGGCGGCCGUUCCGGCAGUGGCUGGACCAGAACCAGAUCACGCUGAGCCAAUUGCCCGUGAGUGCAAAGCCAGUGGCAAUCGACCAAGAGCCGAUCUCACGCGACCGGCGGCUGCGUGUAUUUGGAUAUUCGGCAGAGCAGCUGAAUUUGAUCCUGGGACCGAUGGUGCAGAACGGCAAGGAGCCGCUGGGGUCGAUGGGCAACGACACGGUGCUGGCGUGCCUGGACGAAAGCCCAAGGCUGCCGUACGAGUACUUCCGCGAGCUGUUCGCACAGGUGACGAAUCCGCCGAUCGACCCGAUCCGCGAGAAGAUCGUGAUGUCGCUGCGGUGCCAUGUGGGGCCGGAGGGCAAUCUACUGGAGGUGUCGGAGCAGCAGACUCACCGCUUGUCGUUGGAUUCGCCGGUACUGACCAGCAGCAUGACCAGCAAGUACCCAAGCUGGGUCGCGCAGGGCAUCAGCGGGUACGAGUGCGCGCUGGACCGCGUGUGCUCCGAGGCACUGCAGGCGAUCACAGAUGGCGCCAAGGUUCUGAUUCUGUCGGACCGCCUCGUCGGGCCAUCGCGGGUAGCAUUAUCCGCGCUUCUGGCGGCUGGUGCCGUGCACCACCACCUGGUGGCAGCCAAGCAGCGCGCCAAGGUGGCAUUGCUAGUGGAGUCGGGCGAGGUGCGCGAGGUGCACCAUUUCUGUGUAUUGGUCGGAUAUGGAGUCGACGCAGUGUGUCCGUACAUGGUGUAUGAGGCCAUUGCCAAGAUGCAGCGCGAGCAUGUGCUUGAGUUCAUUGAGCGGUACCGGUAUGCAGUCGACGAUGGGUUCCGCAAGGUCAUGUCGAAGAUGGGCAUUUCCACCAUGCAGUCGUAUAAGGGUGCGCAGAUCUUCGAGGCCCUGGGCGUGGCCCAGCAGGUCAUUGACAAGUGUUUCGUCGGCACGGCCUCGCGCGUCGGCGGCACAACCAUGGCAGGCUUUGCCGCAGAUGCAUUGGCGCGCCACAAUGCCGCAUAUGUCGAUGGCAAUAUAGUCAAGGAGAUUGCGGCCAUCAACGACGAGGGAGAGUACAACUGGCGCAACGGCGGCGAGAACCACGUGAACACGCCCGGCUCCAUCGCCAGCCUGCAGGACGCAGUACGCACCAAGAAUGCAGCGUCAUGGCAAAAAUACACUGAGCUGUCAGCAGCGUCCAUCCGGAACAGCACGAUCCGCGGGCUUCUGGAUAUCAAGCAGGAUGCGUCGCGGGCCAUCCCGAUCGAGGAGGUGGAGCCCGGAUUCUGCACCGGCGCCAUGUCGUAUGGGUCGAUCUCCAAGGAAGCGCACACGGCUUUGGCGGUGGCCAUGAACCGGCUCGGCGGCAAGAGCAAUUCGGGCGAGGGCGGCGAGGACCCGGAGCGGUCGGUGAUCAAGCCAAGCGGCGAUAGCGAACGCUCGGCGAUCAAGCAGGUGGCGUCGGGACGGUUCGGCGUCACCAGCAAUUACCUGGCAGAUGCCGACGAACUGCAGAUCAAGAUGGCCCAGGGCGCCAAGGCCGGCGAGGGAGGUGAGCUGGCAGGCACCAAGGUGUCGCGGGAGAUUGCCAAGACCCGCCACACGACGCCGGGUGUCGGCCUUGUGUCGCCGCCGCCGCACCACGACAUCUACUCGAUCGAGGACCUGAAGCAGUUGAUUUUCGAUCUGAAGAGCGCCAACCAGCGCGCGCGCGUCUCUGUCAAGCUAGUCAAGGCCUUGGCUGACCAUAUUCUGAUUGCUGGCCACGAUGGCGGCACGGGUGCCGCGCGCUGGACCGGCAUCAAAUACACAGGGUUGCCGUGGGAGCUCGGGCUGGCCGAGACGCACCAGACCCUGGUGCUGAAUGACCUGCGCGGCCGCGUGGUCCUGCAGACCGACGGGCAGCUCAAGACUGGUAAGGACGUGGCAAUUGCGGCGCUGCUGGGCGCCGAGGAGUUCGGCUUCGCCACCACACCCUUGAUCACCCUUGGGUGUGUGUACCUGAGGCGCUGCCACCAGAACAACUGCGCGGUGGGCGUGGCCACGCAGGACCCGGAGCUGCGCAAGAAGUUCCAAGGACAGCCGGAACAUGUGAUCAACUUCUUCCAUUACCUGGCCGAAGACGUCCGUGCGCUGAUGGCCCAGCUGGGCUUCCGCACCUUCAACGAAAUGGUGGGCCGCGCCGAGCACCUGCGGGUGCGCGAUGGAUAUGCGUCGGCUAAGGGCAUGUUGGAUCUGAGCAUGCUGUUGAAGCCCGCGCAUGCGAUGCGGCCGGGAGUGGCGACAUACCAUGUGCUUGCCCAGGACCACCAAGUCGAGAGCCGCCUAGGACGCCCGCCUCCUGCCGCAGCUAGUGGACCAGUCUGCAGGGUGGCGAGCCCACCGAAGUAUCGGACGGAGAUAUGCAAUACGGACCGGGCGUUCGGCACGAUUCUGUCGUACCACGUGUCGCUUGCCCACGGGCUUUCGGGCCUGCCCUCCGGCACCGUGCAUUUGAAGCUGCGGGGCUCGGCGGGCCAGUCAUUGGGUGCGUUCCUGGCGCCGGGGCUGGCGAUCUCCCUGGAGGGAGACGCAAACGACUAUGUCGGCAAGGGGCUGUCGGGCGGCCGGCUGGUGGUGUAUCCGCCAAGAAACUCGCAGUUCGACGCCAGCACAAAUGCGAUCGUCGGCAAUGUGUGUUUGUUCGGGGCGACUAGCGGCGAGGCCUUCUUCAAUGGUGUGGCGGCGGAGCGCUUUGCGGUGCGCAACUCCGGUGCGUUGGCGGUGGUCGAGGGUGUGGGCGACCAUGGGUGCGAGUACAUGACUGGCGGGCGCGUGGUGGUGCUGGGCAAUGCUGGCAUUGCAUAUGUCCUGGCGGACAAUUUCCAUAUGAACUGCAACACAGAGUCCGUUGACCUGGAGACAGUACAUGGCAGUGAGGCUGAGUGGCUCAAGCUGACGAUCCAGCGGCAUGCCGAUCUGACCGGCUCCAAGAAGGCCAAGGAGGUGUUCGUCAAGGUGUUCCCGCGCGACUACAAGCGCGUGCUGCGCGAGGAAGAGGAAGAGGCUGCUAAGGCUGCUACGCACAAGCACCAGCUGUCGGAUGGCUCAGACUCAGAGAAGACCGUGGUGAAUGAUGGCCUGGUGGACAUCGAGGACGCGCUGGUGGACGACACGCAGCUCAAGGACCGGUUCGCUAAGCUGGACAAGCUGCGCGGGUUCGCCAAAUACAAGCGGCGCGCAGACAAGUACCGCAACGCGCGGCGCCGGGUCAACGACUGGGACGAGAUCUCGGCGCGGCAGUCCAAGAGCCAGCUGCAGGUGCAGGCGUCCCGGUGCAUUGACUGCGGCGUGCCGUUCUGCCAGUCCGACCAGGACGGAUGUCCGAUUGGCAACGUGAUUCCGAAAUGGAACGAACUGGUGUUCAAGGACCAGUGGCGCGCGGCCUUCGACCGGCUGAUGGCCACCAACAACUUCCCAGAGUUCACCGGUCGCGUGUGCCCGGCGCCAUGCGAGGGCGCAUGUGUGGCGGGGAUCAGCGAAUUGCCGGCAGCCAUUAUUGACCAUGCGUGGGAGAUGGGAUGGAUGCAGCCCACGCCGCCGGCUGUAAGGACCGGUUGCUCGGUGGCCAUUGUCGGGUCGGGCCCCGCCGGACUGGCGGCAGCUGAGCAGCUGAACCAGGCGGGCCAUUCCGUGACGGUUUAUGAGCGCGAGGACCGUGCCGGCGGACUGCUUACGUACGGCAUUCCGAACAUGAAGCUGGACAAGCGCCUGGUGACAAGGCGUAUCGACAAGCUCAUGCAAGAGGGCGUCGCCUUCGUUACCAACGCCCACGUCGGCGUCACCCACGCAGCCAGCGACCUGCAAACCCAGCAUGACGCCCUGCUGUUGGCCACCGGCGCCACGUGGCCGCGCGACCUGCCUAUCGACGGGCGCUCGCUGGAUGGCAUCCACUUCGCCAUGGAGCACGGCGCCCAGUCGGUUGUGAACUUUGAGCUUCUGCCGAUGCCGCCCAAGCAGCGCGCCUCGGAUAAUCCGUGGCCACAGUACCCGCGCGUGUACCGCGAGGUCGUCACCAGGUUUGGCAAGGACCCGCGCGAGUACUGCAUUUCGGCCAAGCGCUUUGUCGGAGAGAGCGGAUGCGUGACCGGCAUCGAGACGGUGCGCGUCGAGUGGACCAAGCAGGACGGCCGGUGGAGCAUGGCGGAAGGUGCCUGGGCGGACCUGGUGUUUUUGGCCAUGGGGUUCCUGGGCCCCGAGAAUAAGGUCAUUGAGGAGCUGCAGGUGAAGCAGUCGGCGCGCUCCAACAUUGAGACUCCGCAGGGCAAGUACUGCACUAGUGUCUCUGGUGUGUUUGCGGCGGGCGACUGCCGCCGUGGGCAGAGUCUUGUCGUCUGGGGCAUUAACGAGGGCCGCCAGGCGGCGCGCGAGAUCGACCAGUAUCUACUUAGCAAAAGUGUCUCGCAUCUACCGGUGUCCGGCGGCAUUGUCCCGCGUACUGUCACUGCCCUCGCAGUAGAGAGCUCGUAGGCGUGUUUUCAUUCUGAU